CUCAGUCCCGUUCGCCGGUCACGCAUCACGGUCCGCGAGACCGAGCGGAGUUACCCGUUGUGUGCAGUGAUCAAUUUCAAGUUGAACUUCGCAACUUGUGUUUUGUUCAGUGUUCGAUUAUUUGGAGUUUGAAUUGCGUCCGGCUUUUGUUUUGCGAAAAGUGGUCGCCAGUAGAUCUGCUGAGGUGAUGCGCCCCAAGCGGUAGCGUCAGCAUGCGGGCGCGCGCGCUGCCGUCAGCAGCCGCCGUGCCGCUCACGGCGAUGCUGCUGCUGACCCUACGUCACCCCGCCGACGCUCAAGCCGGACCAGAAGCCACGUCUCCUCGGCCCAGGCCGGCCACAGUGGCCGCCAUAGCGCUGUCGAUCAAGUCGAGGGGAACUGCAGCUGAUGAAUAUUUUGUUUAUAAAGCGGUCCAGGACAGCCGCUGCUACCUGAUGACCGGCGGCGCGGUCGAGAGCUUCUUCGUCAGCGAGGACACGCCCGUCGGCAGCGUCAUAGGAACUUUAAGUGUAAAUGGCGAUCCAUCAGAAGCCCAGGGCGACAUAACCCUACGCCUGCAAGAGCGCGGCGCUGCGGUGGGCAUCGCUGCCGGCACCAAGAACCUGACGCUGCUGCGGGCGCUGGACCGGGAGGAGCGACAGGGGCCCUCCAAUGUGUACGUCAAUGUGAGAUGCGACAGGCGGCACACGUCUGACCCGAGCUUCAUCAUCCCAGUGUCAGUCCGCGUGUGGGACGUGAACGACAACGCGCCAGUCUGGUCCGGAGCGCCGUACCGCGUGCGGCUGUCCGAGCUCACGGCUGUGGGGUCCCGGGUGCUGCCGGCGCUGCGGGCGACUGACGCGGACCAGCCUGGACCACACGCCACGAUACACUACUCUGUAUUACCUGGAGAUAACAGCGAAUACUUCGGCUUCGCGAACGAGUUGGACAGCGUCCUGGUGGUGAAGAAACCCCUGGACUUUGAGACUCUCAGCAACUUCACCGUGACACUGCGCGCGCAGGAUCAGGGCUCCCCGCCGUUGCACAACGACACGACGUUGUUCGUGGAGGUCCUAGAUGCGGAUGAUCAGAACCCUAAAUUCACGCAUGAUCAUUACACUGCGAUAUUGCCGGAGAACGCGCAAGUGGGCACGUUCCUAGAAACCUUCCCGGGCCCCAUCUCCGCCGUGGAUCAGGACGUGGGCAUCAACGCACCGCUGUUCUACUCCUCGUCGGGAGACAACCGCGAUUUGUUGUCAGUGGACCGAGACUCCGGCCGCGUCGCUGUUACAAAGAAACUGCUGGAGACGCAGCAUCUUCCAGUUACGAUCGUUAUCAAGGCCACGCAGGUGGACAACGCGGACCGCUACGCCCUGGCUACGCUGUCGGUGUCGGCGGCGCGGCGCGGCGGCAGCGCGGGCGUGCGCUUCUCGCGGCGCGCGUACAGCGCGGCCGUGCCCGAGGACGCGCCGCCCGGCGCCGCGCUGCUCGAGCUCGUCACCGAGCCCGAGGCGCCCAGGGAUGGUAGACAGAACCCCUUGCAGUUCUACGUGUCGGACCGAAGUUUCCUGGACAAAUUCGCUAUCAACAGUGCCGGGGAGGUGCUGCUGAGGAGGGCACUGGACUACGAGACCGCAAACUCCUACUACUACCAAGUCAUGGUCACGGAUGGAGUGGCUAACGAUACAGCAUCGAUCAACAUAACAGUGAGCAACGUGAACGAGUGGGAGCCGCGGUUCCGCUACCCGCAGUACGAGUUCAGGGUGGAGGGGGACGCGGGCAGCGCGCGCGCGGGGCUGCUGCCCGUCGGCAAGCUGGACGUGUUCGACGGAGACACGCCCGACACUGUGGCUCUGACGCUGAGGGGCGCUGAUGCUACGAUGUUCUACAUGAACGACGCGGGCGAGAUGUUCCUGAAGGCGGAGGCGCUGUCCGCACUCAACUCCUCCACGCUGCACGUGGUGGCCACCGCUGUGGACUCCGGCACGCCUCCCAGACAGACGUCAGUUCCUGUGAUAGUCCAUGUGAGCGAGCGACUGAUGUCCCGAGAACUAAAAGGCGCGGGCGUUUUGGUGGUGUUUGCAGCUGCCUUGGCGCUUCUGGCCAUUCUUGUGUGCGCGCUGCUAGCUUAUAUCUACCGAGUCCGGCGCGCGAAGCAGGCGGCGAGCAGCGGCCACAGCCACAGCAAGGCCGGGUUCGUGUCGCACGAGAAGCCGCGCUCGCCGCUGCCCGCGCCCGCCCCCGCGCCCUCCGGCUCGCUGCUGAGCGUGAGCGCGGGCGCCAGCACCAUCCUGGCCAACUCCACCAGCAGCCUCAACCUGCCCGCCGACACCCUGCCCACCACUGGGACCACUAGGAGUGCACUGGGGCGACAAUCGCAGCGUUUCCCCAGCAAGAGCAAGGUGGCCCCGCAGCCGCCAAGCACGGCGCCCGCCGCCGCCGGCCCCGGCGGCGGGCUGUCGCUGAUGAGUGACCACAUACACGGGGCCGCCGGGAGGUCGGGGGUGGCCUGGCCGAGCUCCACUAUUCCUGCCAGGGUCAAGAAACUCAGUUGGGAUGAGCGCGACACUACAGACCACGACGAUUUCGACCACGACAAGCCCGCGCGCGCACGACGCCACCAACCCCGCGCUGCAGGAACACAUGAACCUCACCGUCUAUUUCUAAACGAAACCACUUCCUCAUCGCGCGACACCAGGUCCUCAUCGCGCGACACCAGAUCCUCAUCGCGCGAUACCAGGUCCUCAUCACGCGCCGUGAGAAAUAAAGAGCGUUCUUUCUCGCCUGUCGUCGCUUACACGCGGCCAAAACCGUUACAAACUGGGAAGUCAAUUAUUUUCUACCCAAGAGGAAAUAAACUGCCGCCUACGAGCCGAUCCCUGCCAGAAAAGAAGGAAAAACAAGUGGUCGAAACUGACAGAUCUUUGCCGGAAUUGAAGCAAUCUUUGGCGUUGUUUAACCAGAAUUUGAGACACAAAUACGCUGUGCCUAUAGUAAUGGCUCAAAAUGAACCUCAAAUCCACUUUUGGAGGUCGCCUCCUUCAUAUGCUACAGUGACGCCCCAAAAGUUGAGAACGAUUCACGUCAGACCAUCAGUUUAUAUGAGACCCGAUUAUAGACCGUUAUGACUACAGCUUUUAUUAGGUUAGACGAUUACAUUCCUAUUAGAAUAUAAAAACUGUUUUGUACUUUUGUAUUUCUGUGGUCUUCCUGUGUCAAUGUACUUUUUGGGCAAAUCAAAAAGUAUUUUAAAUUCUAUACCUACCAAUUAUAUGACGCAUUGGGAAAUAAACCGAUGUAGGUACCUAUUCUAAAUCUUUUUUCAUGUAAACAUUAAACUGUACUUGAUUCGAAAAUAAGGAUGUGACUAUUUAACUAAAUUUAUGUCCAAACGUGAUUGUUGGAGUAAUUUGAACUCUAGACGUAAAAGGUGCAGUUAAGUUUAUUUCAUUUUUAGAUACUUUUUUGGAAAUAAUAAAUAGAUCUAAUAAAUGUUUUUCAAGCUUGAAAAUGAUUUGACGGUUGUGUAUGUAGAAUGUAGCUAAUGUCUUGCCGUCCGUAAUUUAUUGAUAAGGUCAAUUGUAAAUAGUUUUGAGAUUAUUACAGGUUACACGCCAAUGACCAGUAGAAUUAGGUCGAUAUCUUGUAAAUAGAUGUAUUGUUAUUAUUAAGAAAACUUUUAAAAUAUUUAUACUGGUAAUAUUUAUAAUUCCAAUGGGUACCAAUGUGAGCAAAGUGAUAAAUGCUGCCCCUAUACUUUUACAAUAGCAAAUACUCAAUUUAAACUUUAAUUGGAACACAAAUAUUGAAUCGUAAAUUGAUUGAUACUCAUGUUUACAAAACAGUGCAGCGAUUAUAAUUUGUAUUUUUUAUUAUAUUUUAUUGAACAAAAUUAUUUAAAAAGUAGCUAAUAAUGUAUAAUGAUUUCAAAUUGUUAUUAUAAUUUCUGUUAAAUAA
This is a messenger RNA of Plodia interpunctella (Indianmeal moth), 3936 nucleotides long. RefSeq names its product Cadherin 96Cb (gene Cad96Cb). Gene Ontology annotation, biological process: homophilic cell-cell adhesion; cell-cell adhesion mediated by cadherin; adherens junction organization. NCBI's taxonomy places the organism in Eukaryota, Metazoa, Arthropoda, Insecta, Lepidoptera, Pyralidae. The record is from RefSeq and is a predicted model, not a curated record. The transcript is spliced from 18 exons. Gene Ontology annotation, cellular component: catenin complex; adherens junction; membrane. Gene Ontology annotation, molecular function: cadherin binding; calcium ion binding. Bases 213 to 3107 code for a protein of 964 amino acids.